Lachnellula hyalina is the source of this 1008-nucleotide messenger RNA. Its product is annotated as Fluoroacetate dehalogenase. The transcript is spliced from 3 exons. The record is from RefSeq and is a predicted model, not a curated record. Bases 1 to 1008 code for a protein of 335 amino acids. Lineage: Eukaryota; Fungi; Ascomycota; Leotiomycetes; Helotiales; Lachnaceae.
AUGUACCAACUUUCCCCCGACAAAAGGAAUACCUUGGAAAAGGACAAUGACAUUCAACACAUGGUCUCUCUCGGUUUGCGGUUCAACAUCACCACAACCGCAAAGGGAAAUAUCUUUUAUUAUGAGCGUGGGCUGUGGGAUAUAAUGAACGGAAAGCCCAUUCUUGUUUUGCUUCAUGGCUAUCCCCAAACAAGCUUUAUGCACUCACGUGCCUUCCACGAGAUAUCCCGCUUUUCAUCCCAGACGUACCAGGCUACGGUCGGUCAUCACCCCUCCGAAGCCGCCCCCACGACAAACGAAGCGUCGUUUCUCCUGCUACGUUCGAAUAACCGUCCACGCAAGCAUCUUCGCCUGAAGCAUGCAGAUAUAAGGCCUAUAAUGAUCGCUGGCCAUGACCAAGGAGCCCGGAUUUGUCAUCGUCUUGCCGUCGACCAAGCCGACUACCCUGCCUUUUCCUUCAAAGGAGCAAUCUUAAUGGACAUCAUCCCGACUGCCAUACAGUGGGGGUCCUUUGUGGUGGCAGAAACAUCUGUAGCAUCGUUCAAUUGGCCAUUCCUGGCUAACGUGGAUGUCGCAACGGAAAUGAUCAUGGCACAAGGUGGCGACGCCUUUGUGAGAAUGUGUCUCAACCGCUGGGUUGGAACCCGCAAGCAGGGACUUGCCAUGUUCAAGAGCAACGAUUCGAUCGAUAUCUAUGCAAACUCUUUCAAAUCCGAGUCCGUCAUUAGAGCUACCUGUGAUGAGUUCAGAGCCGGUGCUCAAGAAGAUAUCCGACUUCAAUACGAAGACCAGAGAGCAGGCAGGAAAAUGGAUAUCGAUGUCUUUAUCUUGUACACCAUGAAAUGGGUCGACGAAAACAUAUGGAUGGGCAAAGUCUGGCAGGAAUGGAUGGGAAAGGGUCAACUAAUCGGUAGAAACUUUUCGGGUGGCACUGGUCAUUUUAUCGCUGAAGAGGCCCCGGAGGAGGCAGCAUGGGUAAUCCUGAGAUUUUACAACGAUUGCAGCUGA